Cladophialophora psammophila CBS 110553 is the source of this 2394-nucleotide messenger RNA. RefSeq lists its product as uncharacterized. The record is from RefSeq and is a predicted model, not a curated record. Bases 1 to 2394 code for a protein of 797 amino acids. Gene Ontology annotation, cellular component: membrane; cis-Golgi network; COG complex. NCBI's taxonomy places the organism in Eukaryota, Fungi, Ascomycota, Eurotiomycetes, Chaetothyriales, Herpotrichiellaceae. Gene Ontology annotation, biological process: Golgi organization; cytoplasm to vacuole targeting by the Cvt pathway; intra-Golgi vesicle-mediated transport. The transcript is spliced from 2 exons.
AUGGCCUCGGAGGCAAGAGAAAACCCAGACAACGAGCAAGAUGCCACUCUAGCACAACUCGAAAGUGCAGAAACAGAACUCGAUGUGUUCAAGCUAUCCGGAGACAUAGAUGAUGUCCUAUUGGACGCCGGUCUCGAUGAAUACCAGCAGUAUCUUGAUCAACUCGACGCCGCCCGCUCUCACCUCGAUACCCUCCUCGCAUCCACCGCCGCCACACUUGACGAACUUUCCUCCAUCUCCGCAUCCUUCAAGUCUGUCAGUGCCCAAACAAAGUCCUUCCAGGCCCAGUCGGUUUCCAUUCUAGAAGAACAGCGCAAGAGCGAGGUCGUCGCACAAGGAAUCGCCGAGAAUCUGCGUUACUAUGAGCCGCUCGAACGAAUCACCCGUCGCCUCAAUGCGCCGCAGGCAGGUAAUUUUGUCGGUAGCAAGGACUUUUCCGACAUGUUGGUCACCCUGGACGAAUGCAUAGAUUACAUGCAGACACACCCAUCCCAUAAGGAAGCGGAAACCUACAGGUCACGCUACAGGCUCCUCCUCACCCGAGCAUUGACGCUGGUGCGGAAUACAUUCAUGGCGGCGGUGCGGGAGACUACCACCGAAGUUGCCGGCCGCAUUGCAGCGAAGCAGCUCAAUGACACAACCAUGUCCGCACUCCUAUAUGCGAAAUUCCGCGUGGGGGCGGCGGAGAUGAAGGAACUCGGCCUGGAGAUCCAGAAGCGAGCGAAUCCGCCAGCGGACGCAGAGCCAGGCACAGAAGGGGAAUACCAGAGCCUGAUGAACGAGUUGCACUCCAGCUUCGCUGCUUGUCGAGGCAGAUUGAUUCUGCCCAUCGUGCAAAAACGCCUGACGGAGACGGCUCAAUUGCCCGGUUCUAAGGACCUGGUCCAGUUUGCAAGGGCCAGUAUUGGCUAUAUCCGGGGCAUCUGUCUCGACGAGUUCGAACUGUGGUCAGAGUGGUUCCACGGCUAUCGUGGGCUCUACGAUUUCCUCGAGUCGAUUUGCGAACCGCUAUACGAUCAUCUUCGUCCGCGGAUCAUUCAUGAGAACAAGCUCUCUAAGCUCUGCUCGCUAGUCACUUUGCUCCAGACACGCUACCUCCACGACGAGGAAGAAGACGGGCCCGCCGACCUGAAUCAACUCGAUUUCUCUGCGCUCAUCCAACCGGCGCUGGAAGACGCACAAACCCGCCUUGUUUUCCGCGCGCUGGCCAUCCUCCGCGAAGAAAUCGAAAUGUUCAAACCCAAACCCGAAGACCUGGACUAUCCGCGACUCACCUCUGCUCCGCCUAUAUCAGCCACCGCACCGCUGUCGGGACGCCGCUCUUCUCGCGACGCUCUGACAUCCCUGCCCAAAACCCCCGCCACCGACGACCUAGACGACGACUCGGGCGAAGAGGGCUCCUUCAGCUGGACACUCGCCUCGUCGCGCCGGUCCGCCCUGAAGCACUGCUACCCUACCCUUUCGAGAUCCCUGCGCCUGUUGUCCCGCAUCUACCGCCUGGUAAACUCGUCGGUGUUUGACGACCUGGCGCACCAAAUCGUGCACCAGACCACCCUAUCCCUCGUGACCGCAUCCCAACAGAUAUCCACCAAAUCCUCGCCGGUCGAUGGACAACUUUUUCUCCUCAAACACCUGUUACUUUUGAAAUCGCAGAUAGUGGCGUUUGACAUCGAAUACGUCACCCCCGACGUGAGCUUUGACUUUUCGGGCGUGGCGUCCACGUUUUGGGAACUCCGCGAACGAGGCGGGCUCUUCAACCCGGCGAGUUGGAUAAAACUGUUUAGCUCCGGCCGGUUGCUGCCUCGGGUGGUGGAAAACAUGCUUGAUGCAAAAGUAGAAAUGGACGGCCAGUUGAGGACGGCGAUCAAUGAGUUCACAGCAGGUUUCGCCGCAGACAUGUGCAAAGAUCUUCCCAAGGACUUGGAGAAAACGGGGUCUAGUAAAAGGGGCGACCGGGAAAGCAUGUUGGCUGAAGCAGUGGAGAAGACCCGGACGAGGAUCGAGAAAGAGAUUCCCAUUUUGAGGGCCAAGUUGGAGCAAUAUCUCGACGAUCAUCGAACGAGAGAGACGCUGGUCGCCGCGGUGGAGGACCAGGUCGUGCAGAUUUACGAAACGUUCUUCGACGCAUAUAUUACGUCCCAAUCGGCCGGGAAAGCUGGCACGCGGAACGGGAAGGUCAACGGUGGUGCGGCGGGGAUGGGAGGGGUGACGCCCAUCUCCCGCAAGGGAAAAAGUCCAGAGAAUGCAGUGUGGGAUCUCGAUACAUUUGCUGAAUGGGCCGAAGGACUGUUUAAUGUCGCUUUGCCCCGUGUUGAGGAGGAGGAGGAAGAGGUCGUGGACGGCGAUGACAGCCAUGUCGCUUCGAGGAGUUUGUCGAGGAGUGGCAGUCUGUAG